This is a messenger RNA of Mytilus californianus (California mussel), 5129 nucleotides long. Its product is annotated as serine/threonine-protein phosphatase 6 regulatory ankyrin repeat subunit A-like. The record is from RefSeq and is a predicted model, not a curated record. NCBI's taxonomy places the organism in Eukaryota, Metazoa, Mollusca, Bivalvia, Mytilida, Mytilidae. The coding region runs from base 369 to 4559 and encodes 1396 amino acids. Gene Ontology annotation, molecular function: protein binding. The transcript has 3 exons.
GCUUAUUCCAAGGUACAACUACUGGUCUUGAAUUAGUCGAUAAUAUUCGGCAGGAGAUACAAGCAUUAGUGGAAUAUGCAGAUGUUAUUUGUAAAUCAGCUGAUACAGAGUUUUCAAGAGUACACACAGAACUCACAGAAAUAGGGACAAAGUUGGGUCUGAAUAAUGAGAGGAUCUUGAAACUUGAAAAUACUGUGGCCUCACAAGGGAAGACAUUAUUGGAAUACGAAUCCUUAUAUGAUGCUGAUAUUCCCGAAAUUGAACGAUGGAAGCAAAAUAGUAAAGAUUUUAUCAAAACAGACAUUUUUACUGAUAUAUUAGAAAUAUUUGAAGACCAGCAUUGUGUACUGUUAUCUGGAGUUUCCGGAAUGGGGAAGACCCUUACUGCACAGAAUUUAGCAUUGCAGUUAUGCUAUGAAAAGGGAUACAGAAUAGUACCGUGCAGUAAUGUUAAAGACAUCAAAAAUAGAUUUAAAGAUAAUAUUCGUCAAGUGUUUUUUAUAGAUGAUAUUUUUGGGAAAUAUACAGCAAAUAUCAAGUAUAUUGAGAACUGGAUGAGAAUUGAGGACUUUGUCAAAUAUAUUCUAUCUAAGGGACUGUCAAAAGUAUUAGCCACUUGUCGUACAGAAAUCUUUAAACAGGAAAAUGUUCAAAAAGUGAUAAAGUCAUUUCAGAAACCAUUUGAUUUAACAGGGAACUAUUCAUCUGAAGAUAAAGUCAAAAUAGCCCGAAAAUAUCUCAAAGAGAAUGACAGAUUGUUAACAGAUAUUGUAAUAAAAAAAGAAUUUUCCCCAUUAAUGUGCUUUCUAUUCACUCAGCAUGACGUCUUUGAUGUAAAUGAGUUUCUAAACAGUCCAUACAAUAUGUUUUCUGAUGAGUGGGAUAAACUGAAAAUUUUUGACAGAGAGAAACUCUGUGUAUUAUUACUUUGUGUUAUAAACAACGGCACUAUCACCGAAACUAAUUUUGAUGUAACAAACAAUUUAGAAAUUAAGGAAGAAAUGAAAUUUAAAAUCAUUUUUGAUUGCUGCAGAUUAGGACGUGACACAUCUCUCUCAGCAAUUAAAGACAAACUGGACGCUUGCGUUGACACUUACUUUAUUAAAGUAGAUAAAGAAUACAAAGUUAUACACGAUAAAAUGUUUGACUUUUUAUGUGAUUACUUUGGUAAAUCAUUAGUCGCGCCGAUUCUGAAAUUUGCAGAUGAUAAAUUAAUAUCUGAACGUGUACAACUAGAGUCACUACAAAAACCACAUGGUGAGUUUACAAUAAUUAUUUCUUCGACUGAUGAACAGAAAUAUUUAGAUAGGCUUAAAUUGGACCUUAAAAAUGGAAAAAUACAUUGGUGUUUGAACAAUGUGCAAAUGAGAUACAAAGAGUACAGAGAAAAGUUGUUAGAUGUUAUGAAAGAUAUAGAUGAUGACGUUAAAAGGAGAUGUAUUGAUAUCAAGGAUGACAAUGGGAUUAACGCCUUCAUCAUUUCGUGUAUGCGUGGUUAUGAAGAAAUUGUUGAUCUUUUUAUUUCUGUGGGAGCUGAUGUUGAUGCACAAAAUGGAUGGUUCACGCCAUUGACAGCUGCGUGUCGGGAAGGACAUUUACGCACGGUCGAAAUCCUACUGGAUAACGGAUCGAACUUAAACGAAACUAAUAAAAAUGGCGAAACACCAAUUUAUACUGCAUGUUUUGGUGGGCAUUACAGUUUAGUUAAACAACUAAUAGAUAAACAUGCUGAUAUGAAUAAAAGAAAUAGAUAUAAUCGCACACCCUUGUAUGUUUGUUGUUUAAGUGGUCAUGAAAGCAUAGCACGACUUUUGAUUGAAAAAGGAGCAAAUGUUUGCGAAUGUAGCGAUUCACUAAUAGUUGCUAGCCAUGGUGGCUAUGACAAAAUAGUUGAAAACCUAAUUUUAAAAGAAGACUGUUGCAUAAAUAGUGUCGAUACGAGCGGGAAAACUGCUUUAUUUAUUGCAUGCGAGGAGGGCUAUACAAGGAUAGUGAAGUUAAUCAUUGAUAAUAAUGCCGACAUUUUUACAGUCGAUAAUGAUGGAAAAACGCCACUUCAUGCUGCCUGUUAUGGUGGACACAAUGAUAUAGUCAGAAUGUUAAUAAACAAAAAUGCAGAUGUAAACAUGCUUGAUGUGGAUUUAGAAUCACCUUUGCACAAAGCUUGUAGGAAAGGCUCUGUAGACUUAAUACAAACACUGUUGGAAUAUGGAGCAGAUAUCAACCAUCCGAAUAGAGACGCACACACCCCUUUACAUUUGGCAAAGACAGAGGGUGAAAUUGUGGAUGAACGCAUUUUGAAACCUUUAGGGGAAGACGAAAUAGGACCAAAUAAAGAUUCAAAUGUAAAAGAAAACAGAAAAGAUAAACUUCAGAAACAAGACACUACCAGCAAUUUGAUUAGAAAUGGAUGGACUCCUUUAUACGAAGCAUGUGUACAAGGAGACAUAGAAACUUUUAAGUCGCUGAUAAAAAAUAGGGCAAAUGUAAACAUGCAAACGAACUUUGGUGAAAUGCCUUUGGUUGCUGCUUGUCAACAAGGCCAUGGUUUCUUGAUAAAAAUGUUACUAGAAGAAAGAGCAGAUAUUAAUCAAGCGUUGUAUUGUGCUGUUCAAAAGGACUGUGAUAGAGCGGUUAAAAUUCUUUUAUAUAAAGGGGGAGAUUUAGGCUAUAAAGGAGUUGAUGGGAAAUCGCUCAUAACAUUGGCAUGUAAACAUGGUUCAAUUAAGGCAAUCAAAAUUCUGUCAGAUCAAGGUGCGGAUUUUACAGAAAGAGAUGUUAAUGGGAGAACAUUGAUACACGUUGCAUGCGGUACAAAUAGCGUCGAAUUACUCCAGUUUCUAAUAGACAAGGGCUUAGAUCUUAACAUACCUGAAAAAAAUGGAAAAUUUGCGCUUUUUGUGUCAAUAUACAAGGGGUAUUAUAAUGUAUCAGAAUUUCUAAUAGAAAACGGUUGUUCUAUAGCAAUAUUAGAGGAAGACACAAAAACUGCUUUGCUAUCAGUAUUUGAAGCUGGAAAUAAGGAGUUGUCCAAGUUGCUUGUAACUUACGGUCACACAGAAAAGUUAUCAAACUUUAAUGAAACUAUGUUAUAUUAUGCGUGUAGGUUAGGUCUGUGUGAUAAAGUAAAGAUGCUCCUACAAAAUGGGACUGAUAUUAAUAAAAGAUAUAAGUAUGGAUACACCCCUAUGAUAUUGGCAGAUAUUGGUGGAAAUGAUGAUUUAUCAGAGUAUCUUCAAAAUCACAUAUGCUUUGACAAUCAUACAAAGAGUACUCUAUUCUCUCACGAAAGUACAAGAAUAGGAUAUAUUAUGGAAACAGAGGAUUAUGCCAUAUUGAACCACGAUCAUAUUAGGAGGAGAGAGCACUAUGAAACUGACUAUAGAUUGAAAGAACUGUAUCAGGCAUGUAUAAGUGGAGAAUUUAAAUUACACAUUUAUGAAAUGUUAUAUAAUGAGGUACAGGUUAAUUGUUUUUUCAGCCCCAACGAACCCUAUGUAUCCACUUGGUUUAAACAAACUCCGCUGUGUUUGGCAUGUAGAAAAGGACAUUCGGAAGUAGUCAAAAUACUGUUAAAAUAUGGAGCAAAAGUAGACUUGACUGUUGAAGAAGAUGAUUUUCAAGAAGAUGAUGGUUUGUCUCUGACAAUUCGAUAUGGAUACACUCCAUUGUUUGCUGCAUGCCAACGAAAAUAUUAUGAAAUAGUUGAUAUGCUUUUAGAAACAGGAGCAAACUUAAAUAAAGCUUUGUAUGACGCAUGCAGAGAAGGUUACUUGGACACUGUUCAAUUUCUUCUACAAAAAGGAGCGCAAGUUAAUUUAAUUGGUCGGUAUGGUCAAACAGCUUUGUAUGGUGCGUGUAUUAGUGGACACUAUACCAUAGUUGAAUUUUUGAUCGAUCAAGGGGCUGUUACUGAUAUAAAGGUUCAAAGAGCAAAUAUUUUAAACAAAAAAACAUGCCUUCAUGCUGCAUACUUGUAUGGCAAUCAUAAAAUAGUACAACUUUUAAUAAAUAGAGGGGCUUCUGUUGAUACAGUUGAUAGUUUUGGGCGAACUUUGCUUCAUAAAGCGAGUAGAGACGGAAACGACAAAAUUGUUAAAAUACUUGUGGAUAAAGGGGUUGAUAUAAAUGCCUCUGACUCGUACGGCUCUACACCUCUCAUAGCGUGUGUAUUACAAAGUAUUGAGGAUAAUCAUGGGGAAUUUUAUUUCCAUCGUAAAAUGGAAAAAUAUAAGUUAUAUGAGGAUUUCGGUCAACUGCAUGAAGAUUAUCCCAAUCAACUAUACGAACAUAAUGAUCAUUUUGGAUCAAAAUACAAAAUUCUAACCGAAAAUCACUAUAAAGUCAUUCAGCUACUUAUUGAAAAUGGGGCCGAUAUCAAUAAGGCUGAUAAAAUAGACAGAACACCAUUGUCUUUAGCUAGGAAGAUCGGGGAUAUGAAAUUGACUGAAAUGUUGUUACCUCAAAAGCGUUUACCGAUUGAAGAGAACAAUGUGCAGGGAUGGAACCAGGUUUCUAUAAAAAGGAGUAGGCGUAAUUUCAAAAAAAGUAAACACUAGUAAAAGUGAAGUUAAACCUUAUUGGCUGAUUUUUUGUUAAUAAUGAUAUAUUUUGGAUUUGGGGAGGGGGGGGGGAUCAAUGUAAAUUAUAUUCAUACAAGAAAAGAAGGUAAUGUUCUGUGUGUUACUUAUUCAAAAAUACCUGUAUAAGAAAAGUUCAAAGUUAAACAAGCAGAAUUAUCAGCUAGCUUAUCACUGGUUCCCCAUCUGACAAAACAAAUAGUGGAUCUAGAUAUAACUAUUUUUGGAUUGGUAAUUAUAAGUAAGGACAUUAUAUGAUGUACACAAUGUUGAUUUAUAUGUACAAGUUUGUUUUAGUACUCUUAUACUGAUAUGGGUAUGACAAUAUUCUUCUUGAUACAGGUUUUUGGUUUGAAAAAGAAAAUGUUAAUAAGCAUGUCACAAUAUAUAAGAAUGAGCCGUUCAACCUAUAGCUAAUUUCAAGAACAAAAUCUUCCAGAAUGUACAUGUGUAAAUAAAGGCAACAGUACUAUACCGCUGUUAAAAAGCCAUAAUUCGAUUGAGAGAAAAAAAAAAUCCGGGUUACAAACUAAAACUCAGCGAAACAUA